AUGGCAAAUUAAAACAAUGAUAGCAUAUUGGAUUUUAGAGAUAUAUGUACUAAACAAAAGAUUGUCAUUCAUGAAGGUUUACUAUGGAAAUAUUUGGAUACUCCUUAUUCAAUACCUCCUUUAUCUUAAUACAAUCCAGAGACUUGUAAAAUAAGCUACACAAUUAAGGAAUACUCAAUUUAAGGAAAACUUUUGAAUAAGGAUUAUAAAAAUAUAAGAAAGAUAUAGCUUAAGCAUGAUAAAAAAUCAUCUUUUGGAUUACAUUUAUGCUUAAAUUAAAUGGGAAAUAAAGAGGUUGCUGUAUUUGAAGUGAAUCCAAAUUUGAGAAAAUCAAUUAUUUAAUUGGAAACUGAAAAUGAAUGUUAAGACAUUCCAAUCAUAUAAUUUAUAGAGAGCAAAUAUAGAAAUAUAUUAGAUUAACCUUAAAUAUGGAUUAUUGAAGUACAUGAUAUAGAAGAGAUGGAGGAUAAUGAAAAAUUAACUUUAGAAGAGAGAUAAUAAAGAGUAAAAUAAUUGAAACCUUAAGCUGGUUAAUUAUUUAAAGAGAAGAAAUUUUAAGAAGCUAUUUAAGUUUACAAAACUCUUUACGCUAAAAUUGGCUAAAUUCCGAAAGCUUUGAAAAAUAAAAUGACUUAAGAAUAAAAGACAUUUUUUUAGAUUGAACUCUCAAGGGUUUUUUCUAAUUAAGCUAUUUGUUACUUAUAAUUGUAAGAUUAUACAAAAGCAAUAGAAACAUCUAAAUAAGCUAUGAAUGAAUGGGAUUAAAAUUUUAAAGGUACAAAUUUUCUGAUCAUCUUUAGCUUAUUUUAUUUAUGCAAAAGCUCAUUUUGAAAGAGGUUAAACAAGUGAAGCCCUUGAAUAUUUUUAACAGAUUAUUAAAAAAUUCCCUAAUGAAGAUGUUACAGAAGUAUAAUUAUAUUUGUAAAAAUGUAAAUAAAUCAAAACUACAAAAAGUGAGCAAGAAUUAUAUAAGAAAAUAUUUGAAAGAUUAUAAGAUAAAGAUGAAGAUGAUAUACAAAGAGAAUAAAAAGAGAAAUUUGAAAAAGUUGAAAAAAACAGAUAGACUGAAAAAAUCUUAAUUUCAGCCAAAAAUGGAUAAUCGAUUAAUCAUGAAGAAAUUUAAAAAUUAUAAUGA
This is a messenger RNA of Paramecium pentaurelia, 1135 nucleotides long. The record is from the annotation of a GenBank genome assembly. NCBI's taxonomy places the organism in Eukaryota, Ciliophora, Oligohymenophorea, Peniculida, Parameciidae.